This is a messenger RNA of Physcomitrium patens, 920 nucleotides long. RefSeq lists its product as uncharacterized. The record is from RefSeq and is a predicted model, not a curated record. Gene Ontology annotation, cellular component: nucleolus. Lineage: Eukaryota; Viridiplantae; Streptophyta; Bryopsida; Funariales; Funariaceae.
UCGCAUUUGUGGUGGAUUCUCUCAUAGUACAUGCUACAUGCUUCAAAUUGUCUUCGAGGAAACUAUCAGUACAACCGAGGAUGGGAUCCCACUAACGUCUUCGACAAAACUUGCAGUUAUCGUCUUACCAAAAAAAGUUCCGUUCUUUCUUUUACUUCAUCUAAUGACAGCGUAACAACACAAGGACGCAAGAAAGAUCGCUUGACAUCUUCACCUUGUUGUGGGAAACUAGAAGUAACCAGAAAACCUCAAUUCAAGUGAAAAGGAAUGCUGUCGGUGAAGGUGGAGGUAGAAGCACCAAUGUUGUUCGACAAUGUGAUAGGAGGGAGGCUGAAGCUGAAGGGGAAGGCGCUGGAUGUGAAGGCCGGAGGAAUUAAGAAGAAAAAGAAGAAGAGCAGCCACACGCAACAGCAUUAUGGGAUUCUGACAGGGCUGGAAGACGCUGAACGACAAGCACUCAACUCAUCUGAAGCAGAUACUGGCUCUGACGGAGGUAACCAAAAUUACGAGGAUCGCGAGAGAAAAGAGAAACAGCCAAGUGCUGUUAAUGACUACUUGACGCCGGCAGAAAGGAGAUAUCACGAGCAGAGGGCGAGAACGGAAGCCGGACGCUUAGCUAAAAUCGCCAGAAAAAGCCAUCGACAGAGAGUGGAAGAGUUCAAUCAGUAUUUAGCUAACCUAAGUGAACAUUAUGACAUUCCUAAAGUCGGUCCUGGUUGAGACAGUAGGUAUCCUUCUCGUAUUCUUACUUGGAAUCCUCCGGUUCUGCUCAAGGUCUGCAAAACUGUGAAGGAUAGUUGUAGCAGUUUUGUAUCUGAUAUAUUAUGUUGAAUUCACACACGUACUCCAGAGCUUGUACUUUUGUCCUAUUUAGAAUCAAUAGUAGAUGUUGGCCUGAAGCUGACUUCGAACUUAGCACA